UUGGGAGUGGUGGUUUGUGUUGAACGAUCUGAUUGGUUGAGAAUUCAAUCCUCAUAGAAACACAAACAAUCUCAGUACAUUUUCUGAAUUCGCUCAAAAACAGACAGAUUUCUCCAAAAUGAGUGAAAUAGAACCAGACCCGUAUUCUGAGACAGCCAAUGAACUUGUUGAUGAAGUAUUAAACAGCGCAAUCAUUGAUGUACAAGAACAAAUCAAACUCAACAGCAAUAAUAGUGCAGAUACAACAAUAAAGAAGGAGAAUCAUGAAUAUAAAGACAUUCAAUGGUUAACUUUACAGGAAUUUACAAUAGAAAAGGGCGAUGAAAAAAUAAAUGAGUUUUUAAAGACUUGGGAAUUUGAGGGGUCCUGGUUACAUUGUUGUGACUACCUAGGUGCAGACAAGCAUGAGUUUGAUACACGGUACAGAUAUAGAGUGCGCUGGAGUAUACCAACACGUCGUAAACCUAUCCCUCGUGCCACUGCCUGUGUGUACUUCACAUUCCAAGUAUCAAAGAUUAAACCUAAGUCUCACCCUGUAGAAGUGUUUUACGUUUUUGAAACCAACAGAUUAGUUCACAGGCCAGGCCAAUCCAGAUUCAGAGAAACAUGGCUAAAGGACAUUAUAGAGAGCAAAGUCCUCAUGAUGCGUGCAGUAGACUUCUGA
Molecule: messenger RNA, 664 nt
Organism: Owenia fusiformis
Lineage: Eukaryota; Metazoa; Annelida; Polychaeta; Sabellida; Oweniidae
Source: the annotation of a GenBank genome assembly